This is a messenger RNA of Misgurnus anguillicaudatus (oriental weatherfish), 2914 nucleotides long. It is a transcript of the gene atg4c, whose product is annotated as autophagy related 4C, cysteine peptidase. Gene Ontology annotation, cellular component: cytoplasm. Lineage: Eukaryota; Metazoa; Chordata; Actinopteri; Cypriniformes; Cobitidae. Gene Ontology annotation, molecular function: cysteine-type endopeptidase activity; protein-phosphatidylethanolamide deconjugating activity. The record is from RefSeq and is a predicted model, not a curated record. Gene Ontology annotation, biological process: C-terminal protein lipidation; autophagosome assembly; protein delipidation.
CGUCUCAAUGCACCAGACGAGAGCAGAGAUUAAAUAUCGCGAGAGCUCACGAGAUCAACACUUCCUCAAAAUGUAAACAGAAGUGAGUAGUUGCAGAGGAUUUCUUCAGUAUAACAAGACGAGUAUAUAACUUGCCAUGGUCGUAUUAAAAACAUAGAGACUCCGGUGUGGGGCUGUAAUGGGUUCUGCUCUGGUGCUGAUGAUAUGGACACUAAAGGGACCGACGAGGUGGAGAAACUGAAAUCCAAGUUUAUGUCAGCAUGGCACAAUGUGAAGUACAGUUGGGCUCUCAAACCAAAAACUGCCUUCAGCCGUAACUCUCCUGUUUUCUUGUUGGGGAAAUGCUACCAUUUCAAGUCUGUGGAUGAUGAAAGCCCCACUGAGAAUUGCACAGCUGAGGCUUUAGACCACGAAGUUAUCACAGGCAAUGUUGAUGGAUUUCGAAGAGACUUCACCUCACGGGUUUGGCUGACCUAUCGGGAAGAGAUUCCUGCCCUUCCAGGAUCUACUCUUACUUCAGACUGUGGAUGGGGAUGUACACUCCGGACAGGGCAGAUGAUAUUGGCCCAAGCUCUUCUGCUUCACAUCCUGGGAAGAGAUUGGACCUGGUCUGAAGCACUGACCUUGGAGUCCUUGGAUACAGAGACAUGGACCAGCAGUGCAGCACGGAGACUGGUGGCCACAUUAGAGGCCUCUCUUCCAGGGGAUAGAGCGCAAGUCACCGAAACUCUCUGCCCAGCCCAGGUAGGGGCUGAGGAAGCUGACUCCUACUUGAAAGAGGCAUAUCACCGCACCAUUGUGUCUUGGUUUGGGGAUGGACCCACAGCUCAUCUGGGCAUUUAUAGACUAGUGCAACUUGGAAUGACAUCAGGAAAGCAGGCAGGAGAUUGGUAUGGACCUGCUGUGGUGGCUCACAUACUCAAAAAAGCUGUUGGCGAGGCAACAGACCCCAUGCUGAAGAGCAUAUGUGUAUAUGUAGCACAGGAUUGCACUGUGUACAGUGCUGAUGUUAUUGAUAGCCAUUCAGGGCAGACGGGCAGGCACAGUGAUCCUCAAGGACUCAAUACUGGAGCUGCCCCUGAUGGUCGGGCUGUCAUCAUACUCAUUCCCGUAAGACUGGGUGGAGAGAAGAUCAACCCAGAAUACUUAAGCUUUGUCAAGAGCAUAUUAAGUUUAGACUACUGUAUCGGCAUCAUUGGUGGAAAGCCUAAACAGGCUUACUAUUUUGUCGGAUUUCAAGAUGACAGCUUGAUUUACAUGGAUCCUCAUUACUGUCAGUCUUUUGUAGAUGUCAGCACAAGCGAUUUCCCUCUGCAGUCUUAUCAUUGCCCAUCACCAAAGAAAAUGACUUUCAAUAAAAUGGACCCAAGCUGUACAAUUGGAUUCUACUCCAAAAAUGUUGAACACUAUGAAAGAAUUAACACGGAAUUGUCAAAGAUAUUGCAGACUUCAUCAAAAGAAAAAUACCCCGCAUUCACCUUUAUGAAAGGUCAUGGGAAGGAUUAUGAACUUUCUGUUCCUGCGGAAGAAAGGGAAUGGCCCUUCAUCAGGGACACAAGGAAAGCAGGUGCAUCAUCAGAUGACUUUGUGCUCCUCUAGAAGCCAGCAGCAUGUGGCAUAUUGGGCAUAACUUUACAAAGUAUCAAUACAUAUAUGUCUGUAUGUAUGUCUAUAUGUGCUAUAUGAAAACCAAUUUUCAUGUACGGAUGGUUGGUUGAUGUGGUCUGGAUUUUUUCGUGCUCGUGGACCUCACAGUUUAUGGUUUAUCUAACACACUGCUACAUAGAGAUUAGUGCUGCCUCAUGAUUAAUCUUUUGCAGAAUAAAAGUUUUUGUUGACAUAAUAUAUGUGUGUGUACUGUGUAUAAUAAUUAUGUAUAUAUCAAUACACACACAUACAUGUAUAAUUUUAAGAAAAUAUCUAUUUAUAUUAUAAAUAUUUAUAUUUAUAUAUAAUAUAAACAUGUAUAUACACAUGCAAAUGUUUCUUAAUUAUAUGUGUGUGUGUGUGCGUGCAUCCAUGUAUUUAUACAUAAUUAUUAUACAUAAUUAUAGUACACAGUACUUUUAUUCUGCAAAUGAUUAGUCGCGACUAAUCGUGAGGCAGCACUAAUAGAGAUAUGGGUUCAUAUUUACUGCCUGAACCUGCUAAUAUUUUAUCAUGUUUGAUAAGGGCAGGUGGGGUAAAAAUAUUGUUUUUUAUUUCAAAGAAAGGUCACUAGAAUCAAAUAAUUUUCUUUUUUGUAUUUCUUAAAAUAAUAGAACAAAACAUAUAUUGUCUGCUUUUGGAAACACGUCAUAUUGUGAUUAAUCAGAUGAAACUUGAUCAUAACUUAUAUAGCCACGGUGCAGUAUUUGUUUUAUUUUUUAUGCUAACUGGAGAGAAUAAUGUGCCUUCACCAGGGAGUAGAAACACUGUAUCUCAUAUGUCAUGGUGCCUCUAUUUAACAGUGGUAGCUAUGUAAAGUCUGCUAUCUGCAUUUUAAGAAAUAUUAAAAUAUGCUUUUUUGUUUUAUCAAAACGAUUAACAUUACAAUAUGUGAACAUAAAUAGUUUCAGAGCUGCGGAGAUCUCAUUAGUUUUUGGGAACUAACUGUAUUAUGUUAAAGGUCUAUGCAGGACAACCAGUAUGAAUCAAGUGAUUACAUUUAUUGAUCAUUUCAAUAUUAACAUCAAGAUAUUAUCCUUUCAUCUCUCUAGGAAUACCAUUAGCAUUUUUGGUGGACCAAAGCAUCUAUAACACUAGUGCCAAUUUACUAAUUCUGUCAUUUUAAUUUAAGGGGUUUUGUAAAUGACCACCGUGUAUUUCAAUACCAUACUUUGCCAAAAUCAUUUUUGCACAAUGAACAUUUCAAUGUUAGAAUUUGUUGAUUUCAAAGAUAUACAAUAAAUCUAAUAUGGUUGACUAGUCAGAA